AUGCCAGUUGUCAAAGGAGGUGUUUGGACCAAUAUCGAAGAUGAGGUGCUUCGGGCAGCCGUCUCCAAGUAUGGUCUCAACCAGUGGGCGCGAGUUUCGUCACUGUUAGCACGGAAGACUCCCAAGCAAUGUAAGGCGCGAUGGGUAGAAUGGUUGGACCCCGGCAUUCGCAAAGUUGAGUGGUCGAGGGAGGAGGACGAGAAGCUGUUGCACUUGGCCAAAUUGAUGCCAACACAGUGGCGCACAAUUGCACCAAUUGUGGGUCGCACGGCAACGCAAUGUCUGGAGCGUUAUCAGAAAUUGCUGGACGAGGCAGAAGCCCGUGAGAAUGAUGAGCUGGGCUUGGGAGGCCCCGGUGCAGAAUCCGCGGCCCCAAGCGCUGACGACGUGCGCCGCCUACGACCGGGUGAGUUGGAUCCUGAUCCGGAAUCGAAACCUGCUCGGCCUGAUACGAUCGACCUCGACGAGGAUGAAAAGGAAAUGUUGAGCGAGGCUCGUGCUCGUUUGGCAAACACACAAGGAAAGAAGGCAAAGCGUAAGGCUAGAGAACGUCAGCUAGAGGAAUCUCGAAGGCUUGCGGUUCUACAGAAGCGUCGGGAACUCAAGAAUGCCGGCAUUAAUAUAAAGGUCGUUACUCGAAAGAAGGGAGAGAUGGAUUAUAACGCCGACAUCCCGUUUGAAAAGCCGGCUGCACCUGGUUUCUACGAUACUAUGGACGAGCAGGUUCGGAAUGAAAGACAGCGGGAAAUGUUUGACCCACGGAAACAACAGCUUGCCAAUAAACGGAAAGGGGACCAGGAUGACGAGGCAGAACGAAAGAAGAGGAAAAAUGAUAAAAACAGCACGUCGGCUGCAUCGGCUGCCGCCGCUCGGGCCGGUCAAAUGCAAAAGAUCCGUGAGGCGGAGCAAAGCAGCAAAAGAAGGGCCCUCGUUCUCCCUAGUCCUCAGGUCAGUGAGGGAGAAAUGGAGGAAAUAAUCAAGAUGGGCAUGGCAGGCGAUAGGGCUAGUAAACUGGCUGGAGAUGAAGAGACUACUCGGGGCUUAAUCGGAAACUAUUCUGCUAUCGUUGGAGGGACACCAAUCAGAACUCCCCGGGCUCCUCCAGAGGAGGAUCACAUCGCCAACGAAAUCCGGAAUAUCAGAGCAUUGACUGAGACACAGUCGUCACUGCUUGGUGGAGAGAACACCCCUUUGCACGAAGGAGGGUCUUCGACCGGUUUUGAUGGUAUCGCACCUCGACGUCAACAGAUUGUCACGCCUAAUCCAAUGGCAACUCCUUUCCGUCAGGCUGCUGGUGUCAGCGCAACACCUAUUCGAGGAGGGAUCGGCCCCGGGGCAACUCCAUUGCGAACUCCCCGUGAUCAUUUUGCCCUGAACCAGGAGAUGGAAGGCGGACAGCUUGUUUCGAGUACCCCUCGCGACAUCAAGAUGCAUGAGAAUCUAGCUCGUCAAAGCAUUCGUAGCAAACUGGCAGCGCUCCCCAAGCCAAAAGAAACCGAAUGGGAAUUGGAAGAACUUCCGUCGGAAUCAGCAGAGCCAACUGUAACAGAAGAACUUACAGAAGAGGAUGCAGCAGAACGCGACAGGAGAGAAAGGGAAGCGCAGGAGAAGGCCGCCCUGGUAGAGCUGAAGCGUCAGUCACAGGUCUAUCAGCGAGCAAUGCCUCGGCCGAGUGUUCUUGACAUAGAUUCUUUGUUUGAGCGAGCUUCGCAUGUGGCUGAUCCUAUUGGCGCUAUGAUCGCUAAAGAAGCUGCCCUUCUCAUUGCACAUGAUGCUCGUAAAUUUCCUGUUCCAGGUGCCAAGGUAGAGGGCAAGCCGCGAAAGCUGGAACGACUCGAUGAUGAAUUCGUCGCAGCAGCCCGCUCGGCCAUCAGCGCUGAAGCCGCCUCGUCUGGACAACAGCAAAACUGGCUGGAGGGAUUCGACAACCAGUGGUCCUCGACCCAUUCUAAUACUAUCCCCGGCCUCUCCAAUUACGCUGACGAAGAGGAAGAUAAUUACCAACAAGAGCAGCGGAUGAUAAGCGCAUUUGACAGUGUACAAAAUUCUCUUCUUGCCACGGCGGAGCAAGGGAACAAGCUGGAGAAGAAGCUUGCGCUGCAUUAUGGUGGGUAUCAGAACCGGGCCAAAAUGCUUCGAACCAAGAUCUUGGAAGCCAGCACCGCCUUGGAGAAAUCGAAGGAUGAGCUAGAUGCAUUCCGUAACUUGCAGAUUUCCGAGGAAUCAGCGCUUGCCCGCAGACUUGAGAGGCUGCGAGACGAGGUGGCAUUUACUAUGAGGAGAGAGCGUGAAGCUCAGGAAGUUUACCGUACCAGAAAAAAUGAACUGGAUGACUUGAUUGCGGGCACUGGAGGAAUGGUUAAUGGAUGGCACUGA
Molecule: messenger RNA, 2376 nt
Organism: Aspergillus tanneri
Lineage: Eukaryota; Fungi; Ascomycota; Eurotiomycetes; Eurotiales; Aspergillaceae
Gene: cef1
Product: putative cell division control protein (Cdc5)
Exons: 4
Coding region: 1-2376 (791 amino acids)
Biological process (GO): mRNA splicing, via spliceosome
Cellular component (GO): spliceosomal complex; Prp19 complex
Source: RefSeq, a predicted model, not a curated record